CUCUGCCAUGACUCAGCAUCUGAGCAGAGCUGCAGGUCAAUAAAGUCUGAUGAGCAUCAAUGCACUUAUCCACUCAUUCGUAAGGAACUGCAGAAGGAAGGGAAGGAAGGACAUGUUUUAACGUUUUUCCACAUCUUGGGAAUUACAACACUUCAUGAAGCAUGGAUCUGUUUCGUGGCUUAUUUGUGAAACUGGACCAGGACCAGGACGGUUUCAUAUCGGUGACAGAACUCCACGAUGAAAUGACCAAACAUGGGAUCAACUCAGCAAAUGAAAAGGUCCAGAAUAUUGUGGAUUCUUAUGACACAAACAAAGAUGGCCUGCUGGAUUAUAAAGAGUUUCUCAGCUAUAUGAAGGACAGAGAGAGGAAGUGGAAAAUUCACUUUCAUGACCUUGACAAGAACAAGUGUGGGGUGAUUGACCAGGAGGACAUCAUAAGUUUGUUUAAGGAUAUAGGAGUGGUCAUUUCAAAGCCGAAUGCAAAAAAAAUUAUACAAAUGAUGGAUAAGGACAGUUCCAUGACGGUGGAUUGGGAUGAAUUCCUGCACUAUAUCAUCCUCAACCCUGUGGAGAACAUCGGUGAGCUGGUGUCCUCCUGGAAACACAAUCUGGUUUUUGACGUGGGUGAGAGUCGAGCCAUGCCCAUCGAGUUUCCGGAGGGGGCGUCCGGUUUUGGUGCUUGGAGGACGUAUGUUCUGGCAGCAGGACUGGCAGAUACUGUGUCCAGGACGGUGACGGCACCCAUAGACCGCCUAAAAACCCAGCUUCAGAUCCAGGGGUCCAAGGCUAUGACCCAAGGCUUUCAGGAGAUGAGAGCGUACAAUCUGCGGUCGAUGUGGCAAGGCAACACUGUCAACGUGCUGAAAGGGACACCACAGUCCACGCUGCAAUGUCUCAUCUAUGCACAGAUGAAAGUUUACACCCAAGACAGAACCCGGGAGACUCUGACGGUGCAGCAGCGCUUUGGCUUGGGUUGCGUCUCUGGUGCCGUUGCUCAUGCCGUCUUCUACCCAUUAGAGGUGUUGAAGGUGAGGCUGAACCUGCAGCAAGCCGGCACGUAUCACGGCGUCAUCGCGGGCGCACGUUCAAUUUACAGACAGGAGUCCUUGUCCUCCUUUUACAGAGGUUUCAAACCCAGCAUCCUCUGUAUGAUCCCUUACGCAGGUGUGGAGUGUGCAGUUCACCAGUCAAUCAUGAACUGGGCAAAGAGUGAUCCAGCCUACAACAGUGACUCCAAACUGUUUUUCUUCAGCUUUGUGGCCUUUGCUUCUGGACAAAUGAGUAGUUACCCACUGGCGGUAAUCCGAACUCAUCAACAAGCUCAGGCUUUCAUCUCUAAUUCACGCCAGGCCUCAGGUAUUUUACCAGGACUCAUUGGCAUAUAUGAGAGAAAUGGCUUUAAAGGCUUUUAUAAUGGCAUGGGAGCCAGCUUCGUCAGGGCCGUUCCGUGUGCGCUGAUCAACUACACUCUGACGAGGAAGUUUGAAGAUCUGUUUUCUUCUAUGGAGUUCUGAGGGACGCAGAGAAACAAAUGUGACUGUUAUUAAUGUUAUUUAAGACUCCAAAAGUAACUUUUAUCCUGAGAAACGGCUGAAGCAGGACUUGUUUUUUUUAUUAUACUUUUUUCAGUUUUUAAUUCUCUCAGAUUAAAAGAAUGAAGCCAAUGCAAUCGGAUUUCUUAAUCCAGUAAACCUUGAAAAAGCAGUAUUGACUUGUCAGAUAACGUCACAAAGUGAGAUAAUUGGCCACUUUAAAAGCAUCGUUUUAACAAGUUAAUGCAUCGUAUUGUUCAAUAAAGUUCUGGUGAAAUUCAGGGAUCAGACUGUUUCCCUGAUUUUCCCUGAAUUUACAAUAAUGUCAUUUUUUGUUUGAAUUUUGUUUUAAAUGUUCAUUAUUACAAAAAAGGAAACACUGUGAUUUAUAUGAAUUUUGAUCUUGAACCAGGUGUUAGUUUUCUUAAAGUGUGUGAGUGUGUGUGAGAGUGAGUGUCUCCUUCACCAGUCAUCUUUGACAGUCUGAUCUAGCAAAUUUUAUUGAUAUUUGAAUUCCUGAUUAUGACAGAGAGGACUAAAGUCACAAAUGUGAAACAUGAAGGUUCAGUCAGACAGAAAGAUAAGACAGUGAUUGCUGAAGUGUUUGUGUGAUGUGUCUUAGUAUGAAAAUGAAUGUGGGGUGAAUUGUGUGGCAGUAAAAAGACUAACUUCUAA
Cololabis saira (Pacific saury) is the source of this 2207-nucleotide messenger RNA. RefSeq names its product solute carrier family 25 member 24, like (gene slc25a24l). The record is from RefSeq and is a predicted model, not a curated record. Gene Ontology annotation, biological process: transmembrane transport. Bases 162 to 1514 code for a protein of 450 amino acids. The transcript has 10 exons. Lineage: Eukaryota; Metazoa; Chordata; Actinopteri; Beloniformes; Belonidae. Gene Ontology annotation, molecular function: ATP transmembrane transporter activity; calcium ion binding.